Messenger RNA from Melitaea cinxia (Glanville fritillary), 1691 nucleotides. RefSeq names its product probable serine incorporator (gene Serinc). Lineage: Eukaryota; Metazoa; Arthropoda; Insecta; Lepidoptera; Nymphalidae. Gene Ontology annotation, cellular component: membrane. The transcript has 11 exons. The record is from RefSeq and is a predicted model, not a curated record. The coding region runs from base 16 to 1356 and encodes 446 amino acids.
UGAUCUUCAAAUACAAUGGGUGCAGUUUUAGGACUUUGUUCAGCAGCUCAGCUGGCAUGCUGCUGCGGCAGUGCUGCUUGCUCUUUGUGUUGUUCAGCAUGUCCAUCAUGCUCCAACUCUACUUCUACACGCCUCAUGUACACUCUCAUGCUUCUUUUGGUAAUGGUAGUGGCAUGUGUUACUUUAGCACCAGGAUUACAUGACCAAAUGAAAAAGGUACCAUUUUGUCAAAAUUCGACAGGAAUAGUACCGGGAACCUUUAAAGUUGACUGUGAUCAAGCUGUUGGCUAUUUGGCAGUAUACAGGAUUUGUUUUGCAACAUGUCUAUUCUUUAUUCUCAUGGCGCUAUUAAUGAUAGGAGUAAAAUCAUCAAAGGAUCCACGAGCUGGCAUUCAAAAUGGAUUCUGGGGUAUCAAAUACUUGGUUGUUAUCGGAGGCAUCAUUGGCGCGUUCUUUAUACCUGAAGGACAAUUCGCCUCAACUUGGAUGGUGUUUGGAAUGAUAGGUGGCUUUUGUUUCAUUGUCAUCCAACUUAUACUGAUAAUUGAUUUUGCUCACUCGUGGGCUGAAAAAUGGGUUUCAAACUAUGAAGAAUCACAAUCUCGUGGUUGGUACUCUGCUUUGUUACUCGCAAUGUUGACAUGUUAUGCACUUACACUCACUGGGAUUGUUCUUCUUUAUGUUUACUAUACUAAGCCUGAUGGAUGUGAUCUGUCCAAGUUUUUCAUUUCGUUCAAUCUCAUUCUCGUGGUGGGCGCGAGUGCCAUCUCCAUCUUACCGUCAGUUCAAGAACACCAACCGCGCUCCGGUCUCCUACAAUCUGCUGUUGUAUCUCUUUAUGUGAUGUAUCUCACUUGGUCUGCUCUGUCUAACUCAGCUGGUGAAUGUAAUGCCAGUAUCUCCGAAACAAAUCAGUCAUCAUUCGAUAAGCAGUCUAUCAUCAGUCUUGUAAUAUGGGUAUGCAGCGUUCUCUACUCUUGUGUGCGAACAGCUUCUUCUUCGUCGAAAUUAACUAUGUCAGAACAUAUUCUGGCCAAGGAAGGUGCUGCAGGCCAAGGAGGGCUCAUUGCUAACGAAGAGGGCGACGGCGGCGAGGCGGGCCAAGAGGAGACCAAGGUGUUUGACAACGAGGGGGAUGGCGUCGCCUACUCCUGGACCUUCUUCCACAUUGUGUUUGCAUUGGCCACUCUGUAUAUCAUGAUGACACUCACCAACUGGUACAAUCCAAGUUCCCAGCUAUCAAAGGAAAACGUGGCGUCUAUGUGGAUCAAGAUCACAUCGUCGUGGCUCUGCGUAGGCCUCUACGUGUGGACCCUGGUCGCACCCGCCAUGUUCCCUGAUCGUGACUUCAGUUAAAAGAGUAUUCUAACGUAAAAAUUUCGAGAUUCAUCUAAGUAGUUUUAGCUAUAUCUUAUAUUCAUGGAUCUCAUCUUUAAUCUUGAAUUUAUUGUCAUUAAUUAAAAUAAUUCUUCGAAAAUUGUAUUUUCUAGCUUUAUCUGUGUGUACUGUCUUUUCAUUCCACAAUUUUCUUCUCUAAACUAGCAUUAAUAUUGGAUGCUUUAAAAAUUAUUAACCUCAAAUACGAAAUUUAUGCAAUUAUUUUAUUCUAUAGUUUAAGUGAAGUUGUUAGUUUGUAAAUUUUUUUAACCUCUAUUAUACUUUGUUUAGUCAAUAAAAUCGUUCGUACUCAA